Molecule: messenger RNA, 912 nt
Organism: Hypoxylon trugodes
Lineage: Eukaryota; Fungi; Ascomycota; Sordariomycetes; Xylariales; Hypoxylaceae
Exons: 2
Coding region: 1-786 (261 amino acids)
Source: RefSeq, a predicted model, not a curated record
AUGGACCCCAAACCACCCAUAACUACCACGCGGGGUCAAUACAUUAUGGAAUACCCUAUUUUAAAUCAGCAAACCGUCAGGGAUCAGUUGUCUGGAGACGAGGAAAAUAGACAUUCGUGGAAAGCACCUUCCGAGCUCCCUUUUAGGGGACCUUUGUUAAGGGUCUGGAAUCGAAAUUCAGGGAGCCGGCCAGAGGAAGACGGGCGAAUGAUAGCAAGGGAUCAAAAUAUGUGCCUCGGCAGUAGCCAAUCAAGGCGAGAAUCUUUGUCCAUUCAUGUUGAUCAUGGAAACUGGAGCAAGGGUACGCCAUAUAUAUCAUUUACAAACUCAGAGACCCGAAUCGAAGAGUUAAUUCAGAAGUGGUCCAAAAAGGGACGCAAGGAUUUUAUGUUAACAGCUAUAAACCCAAAUAUCCGUAUUCGAAAAGGGUUGCCCAUUCUUGACGUUACAGCGGAGAUGAAUCGCUAUGAAAUUGAGGAUCCUUACGGACGGGAAGGGGAAUACUACAAGGACGAAUAUGUUUGUCUAUGGCAAGUCACGACAGACGAGAUCAUUGGUCAUUGGGAGUGGAACGAGCUCAAAUACGAUCUGGAUUGGUAUCAGAAAAUUUACGGCGCCUAUAUAAAACACAACACUUCGGAAAUAGAUAAGGAGGAUGGUGCCUCCAUAAAAUCCAAAGCGGCCAACUCUAAAGAGGAUGAUAUCAAUGAGUUAGGAAAGAAUUUCAGCCUGAUCUCGAUUGAUGAAACUGACUCCGAGGUCGUUGAAAAUAGUGCAUUGGACUGAGGGCCCAGCGUACGUUACAUUACCUACCUACCUAGGUAGGUAAAGAAGAGAAAAAAGAAGAGAAAAAAGAGGGAAAAAAAAAAGAUAGUGGACCUUAAAAGAAUACAGGUACCCAAAGAAGUACUA